Molecule: messenger RNA, 1122 nt
Organism: Trichoderma virens Gv29-8
Lineage: Eukaryota; Fungi; Ascomycota; Sordariomycetes; Hypocreales; Hypocreaceae
Exons: 2
Coding region: 1-1122 (373 amino acids)
Source: RefSeq, a predicted model, not a curated record
AUGUCUCGCUUUCGCCUUGUUUCUCAUCGUCGCUCAUCAGAUAGAGUGCUGACGCUAGAUAUUUGUAGGGCGUUCAAAGUGCCAUCUGCGGAAGAGACAGUUAAUCAUCCAGCCUACUCCUCGGUGAUCUGGGCUUUGGAGCCUCAUCAGCAAGGCACCGUUGAGGUUGCAAAAGGGCGAGGCGGCCCUGUGAAGAUUGCUUGGGAGAUUCAUGGAGAUGGACCAACGAAAGUUGCGCUUAUCAUGGGCUUGGCCGGUGUAAAGACGUCGUGGCAGCGCCAGACGAAAUAUUUUGGCCAUGACCGCUCAAAGGACUACUCCGUCCUCAUCCUGGACAACCGAGGGAUGGGCGACAGCGACAAGCCUCUUGCGCGCUACACCACCAGUGCCAUGGCUGCCGACAUUGUCGAGCUGCUCGACCACGUUGGCUGGACCGCCGAGCGCGAGGUCCAUGUCGUCGGCAUUUCCCUCGGCGGCAUGAUCGCCCAGGAGGUCGCCUAUGCGAUUCCCACCCGCCUGCGCUCCUUGACCUUGAUCGGGACCACGGCGCAGUUUGAGAGCGGGCCCGCAAAGUCCUGGUCCGAUGCCAUCCGGCAGCGCCUGGGCUUCGUCAUCCCCAAGUCAGAGGACCAGAGCAUCUUCGACACUGGCCGGCAGCUCUUCCCCGAGGAGUGGCUCGCCGCUUCGGACGACGCUGCGGCGCUGCCCUCGCCCAAGACGACGCCUCGGUGCGGUCCAGCGCCCGGCACGCCUGAUGGAGAGUAUCGCACCUUUGACAACAACUUCCAGCGGUUUCAGGCGCAGGAGCUCUUCAAGAAGCGUCACGCAUCGUGGUUCACGAAGCAGGGCUUCCUGUGCCAGCUGAUAGCGGCGGCGGGACAUUUUAAAUCGCCACAGCAGCUGCGUACGAUGGCGGAUCGCGUGGGGAGGGAACGUAUCCUGAUCAUGCAUGGAACGGCAGAUAAUAUGAUUACGGUGCCGAAUGGAGAGAAGUUGAUCAAGCAUGUCGAACCUGGCAUGGGGUUGAUUAUUGAAGGGAUGGGCCAUGCACCAAGUAUGGAUAGAGCGGAUUGGUUCAAUGCUCUGUUGGAGGAGAGAUUUGCGUCUUGGGGGAAACUCUGA